Messenger RNA from Ipomoea triloba (trilobed morning glory), 4292 nucleotides. RefSeq names its product receptor-like protein kinase 5. Gene Ontology annotation, biological process: protein phosphorylation. Gene Ontology annotation, molecular function: receptor serine/threonine kinase binding; ATP binding; protein kinase activity. The record is from RefSeq and is a predicted model, not a curated record. The transcript is spliced from 2 exons. Lineage: Eukaryota; Viridiplantae; Streptophyta; Magnoliopsida; Solanales; Convolvulaceae. Bases 201 to 3224 code for a protein of 1007 amino acids.
GUGGCAAUCAAAGCCACAUAAGAUCCUUAUCUACCCGAAGACCACUGGGCUUGGAGUUGACUUUGUUAUAUUCCGGCGAAUUUGGUUUUCGUAUCUUCCGCCGGCCGCCGGUAGAAGGUGUGCGCUACCACAGUUUAUCAUCAAAAUUUUGAGAAUCAACAAAUCCUUACUUCAAUUAAACCUCAAAAUCAUUGCCCAGCAUGCUUACCUCAAUCCAAAUCUUCACACUCUUCGUCUUCACUUUCCCCUUAUAUGGAGACUCCCAACCCAGUAGCAUCAUUUCUGAAACAUCAAUUCUUGUUGAUUUAAAGAAGCACUUUUCAAACCCACCAAACAUCUCCCACUGGACUUCUUCAUCAGACCACUGUAACUGGCCGGAAAUUACCUGCCGAAACGGCGUCGUCACCGGUAUUCAGCUUGGUUGGCUAAUGAUCAAUGACACAAUCCCACCCUUCAUCUGCGACCUCAAAAAUCUCACUCUUCUUGAUCUCAACCACAACCUAAUCCCUGGGCCAUUUCCUAAAUUUCUGUACAAUUGUUCAAACCUUGAAAACUUGGACCUUUCUUUUAACAGCUUCAGUGGCAUCAUCCCUAAUGAUAUUAACAAGCUUUCACCUCGUCUCGAGGUUCUUAAUCUGUCUGCUAAUUGGUUCGUGGGUGGCAUUCCAGCUGGAAUUGGAGGCCUAAAAGGUCUAAAGGAGCUUCAGCUAGCUGGAGUGGUGUCAAAUGGCUCAUUCCCUUCAGAGAUUGGCAACUUGUUGAAUCUUGAAGUUCUUGUUCUGAGCCAGAAUAGUUUCUCACCACAGGAAAUUCCACCUAGUUUUACCCAGUUGAAGAAACUGAGACACCUCUGGAUGAAAGAGGCCAACUUGAUUGGCAAAAUCCCGGGAAAUAUCAGCAGCUUGGAAGCCCUAGAGUUCCUGGAUUUAAACACAAAUGACUUGAGUGGAAACAUUCCCAGUGACUUGUUUCUGCUCAAGAAUUUGACCACGAUUUUCCUCUACAAGAACAGAUUGUCAGGGCCUAUUCCUCGUCCAGUUAUGGCAUUGAAUUUGGAGGCAAUUGAUUUUUCUAAUAACAGCUUGACAGGGAGCAUUCCAGAAGACUUCGGAAAGAUGACAAAGUUGGAGGGAUUGACCUUGUUCAUGAAUCAAUUAUCAGGCCAAAUACCAGUAGGCAUUGGUAGAUUGCCAGCAUUGUCGAUUGUUAGUCUCUUCAUGAACAAUCUGUCGGGUGAACUCCCACCAGAUUUUGGUCGAUUUUCAAAGCUUCAACUCUUUGAUGUUUCCACAAACCAUCUUACUGGAUCACUACCAGAUGGUUUGUGUGAUAAUAAGGUGUUGUAUGGCAUUUAUGCUUUUAACAACAAUCUUACGGGCGAGUUACCAAAAUCAUUUGAGGAUUGCAACACCUUGAAAGGAGUCAGGGUUGAGAGAAACAAUCUUUCUGGUACAAUUCCUGAUGGGUUGUGGACAGCUAGGGAUUUGACAAGGUUGGUGAUUAACAAUAACCAGUUCACUGGUCAACUGCCACAAAAGGUGGCAUCAAAUUUAUCUCUAGUUGAUAUCAGCAACAAUCGAUUUUCGGGUGAAAUUCCACCUGCAAUCUCUUCUUGGAGCAAGCUAGAUACCUUCAGGGCAAGCAAUAAUCUGUUGACAGGUAAAAUUCCUCAAGAACUCACGGCUCUUAGAUCUUUAUCAGUCCUUAUGCUUGAUGGGAAUAUGCUUUCUGGAAAUUUUCCUUCAAAUAUUAUAUCUUGGAAGUCAUUGUCCACAUUGAUAUGCAGUAGAAAUCAGCUUUCCGGUACCAUCCCUCCUUCACUAGGUAUAUUACCAAACCUUAAUCAACUUGACCUGUCUGAAAACCAAUUCUCCGGGGAAAUCCCACCUGAAAUAGGCCGUUUGAAGCCAACUUCACUCAAUCUGUCCUCCAAUCAUCUCUCGGGGAAAAUCCCUGAUCAAUUUGAAGUUGCAGCUUUUCAAAAGAGCUUCUUGAAUAAUCCUGGUCUCUGUGCUACUACGCCCUCAUUAGGCCUCAGGGAUUGUGGGGCAAAAACUGAGAAAUCCAACAAGAUUUCAGCCAAACUUAUUGCCAUUUUAGGAAGUAUAGCAGCAUUUUUAUUUCUAGUGGCUGUUUUAUAUAUGGUGUAUGUGUUCAGAAGUUACAAGAAAAGAAAACAAGCAUUAUUGGUUCAAGAUUGGAAGCUCACACCAUUCCACACUUUAAGCUUCACAGAAUCGAACAUUAUACCAAAUUUAGCAGAGAAAAAUGUGGUCGGUAUUGGUGGAUCAGGGAAAGUUUAUGUUGUGCCCUUAAGUAUUGGAGAAAAAGUUGCUGUUAAGAGGAUUUGGAACAACCACAAGUUGGACGAGAUGCUUGAGAAGGAGUUUCAAGCAGAAGUUGGGAUACUGGGCACAAUUCGUCAUUCCAACAUAGUGAAGCUUUGGUGCUGCAUUUCAAGUGAAGAAUCAAACCUGCUUGUUUAUGAAUACAUGGAAAAUCGCAGCCUGGAUCUUUGGCUUCAUGCAAAGAGAAGAUCACCCGAACAGUUCCUGGAUUGGCGUACAAGGCUGCACAUUGCAAUUGGUGCAGCUCAAGGGCUGUCUUAUAUGCAUCACAACUGCUCACCACCAAUUGUUCAUCGAGAUGUGAAAUCCAGCAAUGUUCUUUUAGAUUCAAUGUUCAAUGCCAAGAUUGCAGAUUUUGGGCUCGCCAGAAUAUUGAAGAAGCAUGGAGAUCCCAACACAGUGUCCACCGUUGCUGGCUCCUUUGGCUAUAUAGCUCCUGAGUAUGCACAUACUAGCAAACUGAACGAGAAGAUUGAUGUGUAUAGUUUCGGAGUGAUCCUUCUUGAGCUGGUGACAGGAAGAGAGCCGAAUGAUGGAGAUAUGGAUUGGUGCCUGGCAGACUGGGCACGAUACCAUGUUCAAGAAGGACGUCCAAUUGUGGAUGCUCUAGAUGAGGAAAUCAAGGAGGUAGAGAACAUAGAUGAGAUGUGUGGAGUGUUCAAGCUAGGGAUAUUCUGCACAGGUGCAAAUCCAGCUAAAAGGCCUACCAUGAGAGAGGUGUUGCAGAUCCUCCUCCAUUGCAGCCCUCUAACAGGAAAUGGAAAAGAAAUAAGUGUUAGUGAGCGCGAUGUUUCACCGCUGCUUAAGAGGUCUAGUAGUGAAGGGGCAUUGGAAGAUGAAGAUCGUUUGAAGCCAUUUGUUGUAGUUGAAAAAUAGAAGAUAUAAAUAGAAUGGAUUCAGAAUCGAGGUCAGCAUGCAAGCUGCAGCAGAAAGAUGCCAACAGUGACGUUUUUAAAAGGUUGGGCAAGGAUCUGGUGUUUGGACUGUCCUUGAAUAGUCCUGUGGAAAUUGCUCAAUCAUGCACUGCCAUCUCAGACUUUAUUGAAGAUUUGAAGUACAUCAAGUUCGGUGAUGCUGUGAGCCGUGAAAGUGCGUGGGAGGAUUAUAUUUUCUGUGGGAGCCUAGCUAUGUUUUUUGAGGUGAUGACAGAAACACGCAGUCACUAUCCGAGGGUGUUUACUUGGUAAACCCCGCAUUGUGACCCUAGCUAGCAAAGGACUACAAGGAGGUAAACUAGCCUAGGUUGCCCAUUGCUGAUCGGUUCAAAUCAAGAGGGCUGAGAUUCAAACUCGUGACCUUGUAGUUACAAGUUUGUACCCUUAGCUAUUGUUGGCAUGAGAGGAAUAAGUUUUUUGUAUGAUCUUGACGCGAGUUGCUCUAUAUCUGGCGGAAAGAAUGAUUUAGCGAACUUUAUGAUGAAGCUCGAACAUGGAAGUCUCGAUGAACUCGGAAAAAUCAAAAGUCUUAAGGUGAAUGUUGAUGGGAAAUGUGAAUGUUAGAGGUUAGUCACUUAGUUGGGUGUUAGGGUGGAAUGGAUCUAUGGUUUUUAAUUAAGUAUAGAAUGUGUAAUGUUUUGAGUCUUAUAGUCAAGUUUUAGAACUAUUCAUUAUGACUUGUUGAGUUGGAAUAAGGGAUUUCAUUUUGUAGUGGAGAAGGUUGCGAAGAGAGGGAACAACAAAGACCAUAUCUACAUCUCAUUAAUGUUAUUAUGGAGCUUAUUAUAGAAAUUAAUCAUGACUAUUGGGAGACUAAUAGGUCUGAUAAUUGGUUGUCAACGAAUUUUGAGUUCACAGAUUGUGUCCACUUUUUUGUUGGCUAAUGUUAUUGUAGUCGCUCUUCCAUAUGUUUUGUAGGGUUAAUCUACUUGCUUAGUUUGUUUCUGGAGUUUAGAAAAAAGAAAGAAAGAAAGAAAGAAAGAAAGAAGGUAGAAUAGUUAAGAGGAAA